AUGUCAUUCCCCAACCUUUCCAAACAGCUCGAAGAGCUCAAUCUCAUACGUUUUUCACUUCUUCCGGAUGAGUUGCUGGUUUUUGUUGAAGAUGAAGAGAAAUGGAUGACUCUUCUUGACGGCUACGCGGACGAUGAUGAGAGUAGGCAGGAUACACCUGCUAGACCAGCCCGGUUUCAAGUUAAGUCGUUGAGCGCACGCAUGUGGUUUGAGAUAACUCUGGCCCCUGGACAUCCGCAUGACAAGUCAGAGACAGAGAAGUCGCUACAUGGGGUGACUGUGCAUGGCGAGAACAUGUCUCAAGAGAAGCAACAGCGAUGGCAGGGUAUCAUCAGCGAAGUCCGCGUAGAGUCAGAAAUUCUAGAGAGCGAAACACCUAUAUACCAACUCCUAUCGAUCCUCCUACCCCUCGUGCACGAAGAAGCUGAGGAAGAGCCCCGGACCGCACCUGAUCCUCGCCCUUCCAAGCCGAAACGCGCUCUCGACUCGCCCACCUACCACGUUCUAUUCACAUCUCAUCACCUCAUAUCACCUGCCAAGCGACGCUCGCUGCAAUCAUGGACGUCCGAGCUCUCUCUACUCGGAUUUGCGAAGGUCGGCUACCCAGGCGUGAUUUACGCUGAGGGCGCUCAGGGGGAUAUCGAGGAGUUCACGUCGCGCGUCAAGGCCAUGCAGUGGCUCGCUCUCAAGGUCCGGUUCGUCGAGCCGCUUGAUCCGAAGAAGAGGAGGAUCAGGGAUAUUCAUGGAGCCACAGAAGGAGGGUCAUGGUGCGAGUAUCAGAAGGUGGGCAAAGUUGUCGAGGCGAUGCGUAGGUUUGGGAGGGAGGAAUACGUUGUUGAGAUGGGUAUCGGCAGUGCGGGAUCGGAUAAACAUUGGGUUGGCGAACAAGCCGAUUGCUCAGCACUUGCAAGAGCCCUCCGCACAUUGGCACCUACAAGAACGUCCGUCAAAUACCACGUCAAGUCGCGAUGGGUCAUAGACUUACGAAUCGCCGCAUUUGCAGCUGGCAUUGCCGCAGUGGAAACUGAAAGUGCCCACAGAGUGCAUGGUGAUGGUCAAAGAUCGGCCCUAAUUGGCACUGAGGCGCGUGGUUAUGAUGCAACUUGGAUCCAGGUCGAGCGUCUUUUUGACCCAAGACCAUGGUAA
This is a messenger RNA of Coniophora puteana RWD-64-598 SS2, 1146 nucleotides long. RefSeq lists its product as uncharacterized. The transcript has 5 exons. The record is from RefSeq and is a predicted model, not a curated record. Lineage: Eukaryota; Fungi; Basidiomycota; Agaricomycetes; Boletales; Coniophoraceae. Bases 1 to 1146 code for a protein of 381 amino acids.